CCUCCAUUCCACGUCGUAAUAUUUUUGCACCCCCUUCGUCACCUCCUCUCGUUGCUGGCAACUCCCGUGUCCUCAUAAUAGAGGUGAUCGCGGCCUCGGCCUGCGACUCCCGCCGUUGGCUAUUCCAUGUUCCUGCGGCAGUGACAUCGUGUGUUCCCUUGGGACUACCUAAAUCCCGCAAAUUCCACCCGAGUACCACGAUUGACGGCCAUCGGAAACGACGGAACCUCGGAGCAGCUUGACCAGGAAAUUCCUACGUGGCUAGUUGUUGGCACAAAGAGUUCCAUGGUGCACCGUAGCGGCUCGGUGGACGAUGCGCUCUGUGGAAAUGACGCUGUCCGGGCAGUUCUCUACACGUUUGCAGGCAAAGGUUGGCAAAUGACCGGCAAGGGUGCUCCAGGGUCGUGGAUGGUUGCGGAGGGUGAAGCCGCCAGGCAACUUAUCCCGAUCUCCAAGGUUGCUGUAGUCGACACAGCGCCGAAAUCACAUCAUGGCGGUGUUCUUGUCCCUCGGACUUCGGAACACUGGGAGCUGCAUAAGCAGGCGAUUGAGGAUCUCUACCUCAGGCAAAACAAGAGGCUCCAGGAUGUCAUGGACAUUAUGGCGGAGGAAUAUCAAUUCAGAGCGACAAGCCGCAUGUACAAGCGCCAAUUCGCGAAGUGGAAGUGGACGAAAUACAACAUCCAGAGCUCCUCCGGCGCUCCGCCGACCGGGCAGGCAUUCCGGGGGGCGUUCGACAAGUCUUGCAAGAGGCUCCGAGCAUCGAAACGAAGCCCGUCCCCACGCUCGGACGGAGCAGAUAUGAAGUUCAUAGCUCCCAACACCUCAGCAAUAAACCGCCGUCCAGGAACCGACUCUCCGAGUCUGACCCGCUAUUCGCCCGAACCAGAUGACCUCACGAGCCUCAGAUGUGGAUUGAUGCUGACUGUCCGAGAGUACCUCAAGGCUUCUCACAAUGGAUCCCAAGCAGUCCCCACGAAGGCGAAAGAGUUUACCAUUGGCUGCGACUCAUGGCAUCUCGUCGGGCUGUUGGACCUUGCGCUUGACAAACUGCGAGGCGAGCAGUGUGACGUUGGCGGACGGCUUUUGCGGCACAUCUUCCGCGACAUUGGCAAAUCACUCAAUGGCAUAUGCCUACAAACCUCGUUCGGCCUUUGCCUUCAAAUGCCAGAUUACAUUCUGCGGCACGGUCGUCUCGAUAUCCUCAUGAUUUACCUCACUUACCUCACUGACCUCUGCCGCCUGCGGCUGCCCAACCAUCCACUUACAUUGAUUGUCGGGAUGCUCAAGGACCUCGGCAACGCUUUCCCCGCAUGCCUCCCCCUCUGCCUCGGCACUCUUUCUCAGGUCUGGGUAGACGACCUUGGGGUACUUCGCGGACCUAUUGACAUCCACGUGCUCAGCGCAAGGUAUCAAGUGCAGGUAGCCAAGGAAAACUCCGACAGCGGCGGGGCCGACGUUACCGCGGCGUCACAUCUCAUCUCGGACUUCGGGCUGCUCCUCCGAGAGGCGACCGACGCCGCCGACCCGACAGUCCUCUUCCUCGAGGACCAGAUCCUCCACCUGCAGUGGCGCUUCGACGCCUACGAGGAGGACUUUGUGCCGCGGUCCCGGAACGCAAUCACGAACCUGCUCCACAAGCACGACGCCCUGCCGUUCGCGCGGUGGCCCCAGCAGGACCUGCUGGUGUACCAGCGGUGCCACCUGCGGCUGAUGGAGUUCCUGUACCGCACGGGCCGGCUGGACGAGGCGCACGUGGUGGCGACGAGGGCGAUCGAGGCGACCGACGACAGCAUGCGGCUGCGCUGGUCGGGCUACCUUGAGCAGCUGCUGAGGUGGAUGGACAGGCACGCCGACGCGGACGAGGUGGGCCGCCGGUGGGGCGAGUUGCCGCUGCUCGGGGAGCUCGAGAGAGAGGACCGGGAUGAGCUGUCAGGUAUCCCCGCCCUGUCUGACUGAGAGAAGUCGGCUGCUGCGUCAUCGAGACUGGGUGUUCUGGGUGCCCGGAGACGAGACAAAGAAGAUGACCAAGCCUGACGCAAACUUUGGAUGGGCAUACGGAUGCGCAUUUGCUGCUCUCUGUUUGGCUUUAGUUGGUUAAUGAUGGCUAGAUUUGACGUCCCUUCGAAUGGUCAGUGAGUGUGUGAUUGAGCAACGCUAUACGCACUAGGUGUGGAAGAUUAGGGUUGGCCCUGAAGGCUUCAUGUGAACCUCUGGAUGUAUCUAGAAUCCAAUAAUGGCUCCCAUGCUAGAGACGGGAAUCAGCGACAUACCUAGGUACUCUAACUAAAGACUUGUCGAUAAGUUCUCGGUGAUUAAGACGGCACAAAGCCACCAACUGAAUCACUGGGGGAUAUCGUGAAUCCCUUGACGAGGA
Phialemonium atrogriseum is the source of this 2377-nucleotide messenger RNA. RefSeq lists its product as uncharacterized. The annotation marks the transcript as partial. The transcript has 2 exons. NCBI's taxonomy places the organism in Eukaryota, Fungi, Ascomycota, Sordariomycetes, Cephalothecales, Cephalothecaceae. The record is from RefSeq and is a predicted model, not a curated record.